Carassius auratus (goldfish) is the source of this 1135-nucleotide messenger RNA. Its product is annotated as stonustoxin subunit alpha-like. The record is from RefSeq and is a predicted model, not a curated record. The coding region runs from base 153 to 995 and encodes 280 amino acids. Gene Ontology annotation, molecular function: protein binding. The transcript has 4 exons. Lineage: Eukaryota; Metazoa; Chordata; Actinopteri; Cypriniformes; Cyprinidae.
UACAGGUUGAUUCUCUUGUAACUCUGGCUUCAGUUCUUGGAUGUUGCAGCCUCAGAUCUCUGGAUCUCAGCACGUGUGGUCUGACAGAUUCUUCUGUUGAGCUGCUCUCUGCUGGACUGAGUAACCCUGGCUGUAAACUGGAGAUACUCAGGAUGACACACUGCAAAAUCACAGAAGUAGGAGCUGCUUGUUUGGCGAGGGCUCUCUCUUCCAACCCAUCACACAUGCGGGAAAUAGACUUGAGCAUCAAUCCUGUUAAAGGCCCAGGAUUUGACCAGCUCAGAUCCGUUUUGGAAGAUCCAGCAACCCGAUUAGAGAAAUUAAUUGUGGACGGCCUAGAGGAGCAGCAUGACAUGGAAACUCUUCAGCAAUAUACGUGCAAGCUGACUUGGGAUAGAAACACCGCUUCUUCAAGUGUGCAGGUGUCAGAGGAAGAUGAGGCUCUUGUGAAACGUCGCAGAAACCCAGAACCUGAUUCGCAUCAUCCAGAAAGUUUCAAAAAUCAAAACCAAAUCAUGAGUCGGGAAGGUCUGAUCAGCCGUCAUUUCUUCCAGCUGGAGUGGUUUGGCAGGUGGGCCACUAUUGGAAUGGCUUAUAAAGAUAUAAGCAGGAAGGGAAGUUCUACAGCCUGUAAGAUUGGACUUAAUAAUAAAUCCUGGGGCAUUUUGGUGAGUAACCCCUCUUCUCUCUGUAAUGCUCUUCAUGGAGGAGUAGAAAUCCGUCUUCCUAACUGCUCACCCUGGAGAGUUGGAGUCUAUCUAGACUGGCCGGCAGGAACUCUGUCCUUUUACAACACCACACGUGACAAGGCUGAGCUCAUCCACACCUUCCAUGCUAAGUUCACCAAGCCUCUCUUUCUGCUGGUCAGUAUUAGUGCUGGAGUGAAGAUCUUACCAGACGUGCCUCCUCCUGUCUGUGUCCAUGACCACGAUCCUUGGGAUGUGUUCAGGGGCUACAAGGAAUGUAAGGGAUGUAACGGAUCAAAGGCUUGCUAGAUAAACCAAUGUGCUCUCCUUUUGUGAAAUAUCUGAUGGUAGUGUUUUUAUCCAUGAUCAUUUGGAUUUCAAGGACAUAUCAGGAAAGGAUUCAUUAAAGGGUUAGUUCAUCGAAAAAUCAAAAUUAUGUCAUUAAUGAC